This is a messenger RNA of Lontra canadensis (Northern American river otter), 1176 nucleotides long. RefSeq names its product ATPase H+ transporting V1 subunit E1 (gene ATP6V1E1). Gene Ontology annotation, molecular function: proton-transporting ATPase activity, rotational mechanism. Gene Ontology annotation, biological process: proton transmembrane transport. Bases 90 to 770 code for a protein of 226 amino acids. Gene Ontology annotation, cellular component: proton-transporting two-sector ATPase complex, catalytic domain. The record is from RefSeq and is a predicted model, not a curated record. The transcript has 9 exons. Lineage: Eukaryota; Metazoa; Chordata; Mammalia; Carnivora; Mustelidae.
CUGCAUUUUCUUUCUUCCUCUUCGUUCCGCUACCCCCUUCCAGCGUAAGCAAGAGCCAGUGGGGCCUCCGGCCUAGCCCAGCUUUCGUUAUGGCUCUCAGCGAUGCUGACGUGCAAAAGCAGAUUAAGCAUAUGAUGGCUUUUAUUGAACAAGAAGCCAAUGAAAAAGCAGAGGAAAUUGAUGCAAAGGCCGAGGAAGAGUUCAACAUUGAGAAAGGUCGUCUUGUGCAAACCCAAAGACUGAAGAUUAUGGAAUACUACGAGAAGAAAGAAAAGCAGAUUGAGCAGCAGAAGAAAAUUCAGAUGUCUAAUUUGAUGAAUCAAGCAAGGCUCAAAGUCCUCAGAGCAAGAGAUGAUCUUAUUACAGACCUACUAAAUGAAGCAAAACAGAGACUCAGCAAAGUGGUAAAAGAUACAACCAGGUACCAAGUGUUGCUGGAUGGACUGGUCCUCCAGGGUUUGUACCAAUUGUUGGAGCCCCGAAUGAUUGUUCGUUGCAGGAAGCAGGAUUUCCCUCUGGUAAAGGCUGCAGUGCAGAAAGCGAUUCCAAUGUAUAAAAUUGCCACCAAAAAAGAUGUUGAUGUCCAAAUUGAUCAGGAGGCCUACCUGCCUGAGGAAAUAGCUGGUGGAGUUGAGAUCUAUAAUGGGGAUCGUAAAAUAAAAGUUUCCAAUACUCUAGAAAGCCGGCUGGAUCUCAUAGCCCAGCAGAUGAUGCCAGAAGUACGGGGCGCCUUAUUUGGUGCAAAUGCCAACAGGAAGUUUUUGGACUAAACCUUCUGUCAAGGUGGAGUUCAUCCACUGCUUUCCUGUCAUGUGGAAGUUUCUGAUGUUUGAAGAAACAAGAUAUCUGUGUGGCUUCCUCUUCGUUCUUCUAAUAUUCUGUAUUUAUCAGUGGAUCUUCUCUGUAGCUAAUGCCCUUGGCCUAAUUGUUAACAUGAGAGAAAGUUUCACUUACUAUGAUCAGGAAACCUCCUCCUUAGCUUAUCUAAAAGCAUGACUUUCAUUUGCUUUUGUAGCAUGAAGGUGAGGGUAUCAGAUGGUGGUUACUGGAGCUUCACCGAGUCUCUGCUCUUCUCUCAUCUUCUGCUGUCAGUUCUCGAGCCUAGAGGGUGAGGUGUGUGGUGUUUUCUGACAUUUGGUCUCUGCUGUUUAGGCUGCAGAUGCGUGGGGAGCAUGC